AUGGGUGAUGCCAAGGAUGAGGAAGGGAUGGGACAACAUGCGGAUGCGGUGGCUGAAGGGCAACCUCAAGACUUGAAUCCGCCUCAACAACCCCUGGUUGAUACACACCCCAAUUCCCUUGAUGCCCAUACUGAAACUGAUCCUCAAACUUCUAUUCCCUCUGCUCCUCAUAUCACGCAUGAUGGGGAACGCUCCCCUCUUGUGAAGGGGGACGAGGAACAAUUCAAGAGUGAGGUGAAUGCACUCCCGGUAGUGAAUGAACCGUUGAAGAAGGAGGUCAACGUGAUGGAGCUUCAUUCCCCUGCAGUUAAACCUCAUUCACCUGAGAAAGAGGAAAAGUUGGAUAAUGUGGUUAAACCCUGUUCUCUUGAGAAACAGCAACAGUUGGAUGAUAAAGUCAAAGCAGUGGAGCUUCACCCACCCCAUCCCCAAGUUGAGUCUCAUCCUCAUGAAAGUCAGCAAAAUUUGAAGAAUGAGGUUAGUGGAAUGGAGGUGCCCGCGCCGGGAGAUGAACUUCAUUCUCCUCACAAGGAGGAACAGUUGAAUAACGAGGUCAAUGCAAUGAAGGUACAGACAACCAUAACUGAACUUCCUUCUCAUGAAAACGAAGAACAAGGGAAGGAUGAGGUCGAUGCAGUGGAGGUAGAAACACCCAGUGUUCAAGCGCGUUCUCAUGAGAAUGAGGAACAAUUGAAGACUGCAAUGGACAUGGAUAUGCCUGUAGCUGAAGCCCAUUCUCAAGAGAAUGAGGUGACUGCAAUGGAGGUACACACGCCCAGAGAAAAUGGCAACUUAAACCAAUCGUUUCUUUUAGAGACAAAUUUGUAUGAGGGCAACGAAUCAGGUACUGAGGAGGAGCAAGUGGCAUUCAUGAAAGAGCUGGAAAAUUUCUUUCGGGAAAGGAGCAUGGAAUUCAAGCCUCCUAAAUUCUAUGGUGAAGGAUUAAAUUGCCUUAAAUUAUGGAGAGCGGUGACUAGAUUGGGUGGCUAUGACAAGGUGACUUCAUGCAAACUGUGGCGGCAAGUGGGAGAGUCCUUUAAACCCCCAAAGACAUGUACUACUGUUUCAUGGACAUUUCGAGGUUUUUAUGAGAAGGCACUUCUGGAUUAUGAAAGGCAUAAAACACGUGGCGGUGAGCUCAGUGUUCCUGUUUCUUCCCUGGCAGAGCCCAUGAAUGUUGAAAAUCAGGCUUCAGGAUCAGGCAGAGCACGAAGGGAUGCUGCAGCUCGGGCGAUGCAGGGUUGGCACUCACAGCGUCUUCUUGGUAACGGUGAAGUUGGUGACCCGAUUAUCAAGGAUAAGAGCUCCAUUUCUUUGCAAAAGCGGGAAAAACAGCUCAAAAACAUUGGUUUACUUAAACGCAAGAAACCAUCGAACCUUGAGCAUGCUGUCAAAGCUGCACGCACCAAAGCAGCUAAACCACAAUUGGACACAGCAGUUGUUGAUAUUGGACCCCCAGCUGAUUGGGUGAAGAUCAAUGUGCGGAGAACUAAAGAUUGUUUCGAGGUUUAUGCUUUAGUUCCUGGGCUUCUGCGAGAGGAGGUGAGGGUUCAAUCAGAUCCAGCAGGGCGGUUAGUUAUAACCGGGGAACCAGAGCAUCCUGAUAAUCCUUGGGGCGUCACGCCAUUUAAAAAGGUUGUCAGUUUACCUUCAAGAAUCGACCCACACCAGACAUCAGCUGUGGUGACACUGCAUGGACAAUUGUUUGUCAGAGUUCCAUUUGAGCAGUCAGAUUAGCAGGAAUCUGGGAGGAGAAACUCCUGCUGAGAGGUUUGAAGUUAGACCCAAGUUACCAGUGAAAUCUCCAGAGCGAAGGCCAUGCUAAUCCAUUUAGGAAUGUCUAUAUUUUUAGUUAGUCUUUCAACUCCAGAAUAUUUUAUUUUUUCUCACUUGGACUGAAGUAGUACAAUUCACCUGACUCCAAUAUUUUCUAGUUGGUUCAACUAUAUUAUGAUAAAUUGUAUUUUGGGUAGGUAGUGGUAGUCCAAAUUCAA
Messenger RNA from Vitis vinifera (wine grape), 1994 nucleotides. RefSeq names its product AT-rich interactive domain-containing protein 5. Bases 1 to 1737 code for a protein of 578 amino acids. Gene Ontology annotation, molecular function: DNA binding. Gene Ontology annotation, cellular component: nucleus. The transcript has 12 exons. Gene Ontology annotation, biological process: regulation of transcription by RNA polymerase II. NCBI's taxonomy places the organism in Eukaryota, Viridiplantae, Streptophyta, Magnoliopsida, Vitales, Vitaceae. The record is from RefSeq and is a predicted model, not a curated record.